This is a messenger RNA of Polypterus senegalus (gray bichir), 2050 nucleotides long. Its product is annotated as tripartite motif-containing protein 16-like. Bases 113 to 2050 code for a protein of 645 amino acids. Lineage: Eukaryota; Metazoa; Chordata; Cladistia; Polypteriformes; Polypteridae. The record is from RefSeq and is a predicted model, not a curated record. Gene Ontology annotation, molecular function: zinc ion binding; protein binding. The transcript is spliced from 8 exons.
UGACACACCGAGUCCUGCUGCAGUCUUAGGUUUGGCCUCACAACGUCUGCCGUAUUAUAUUGAAUAAAGUCAUGUUGUCACUUCACAGGACAUCAGGGACAUAAACAGACUGAUGAUGGCUAAAGCCCAGCUGCGUGGAUUACUUGAUGAGUUCACCUGCUCAAUUUGUCUGGACACCCUGACUGACCCUGUCACCAUCCCCUGUGGUCACAAUUUCUGUCUGAAAUGCAUCACCGACUACUGGGAUCACAGACAAGAGUUCUUCUGUCCGCAUUGUAGACAGAACUUCUGGGCAAGGCCUGCACUGCAAAGAAAUACUUUGCUGAAUGAAGUCAUCAAGAAAUUAAAAAAGACAGGACUCAGUGAUCCUCCACCUAAGAAUUAUGCUGGCACUGGAGACGUGGAGUGUGACUUCUGUGCUGGGAAGAAGUUCAGAGUGGUGAAGUCCUGUCUGACCUGCAUGGCCUCCUACUGUCAGACUCACCUGCAGCCUCAUUAUGAAGUAGCGGCCCUGAAGUUCCACAAACUGGUUGAUCCUGAUGGAAAUCUGAAGGAGAAACUCUGUGUGAAACAUCAGAAAAGUCUGGAGAUGUUUUGCAGAACUGACAAGAUGUGCAUCUGCAUGAUGUGUGGAAUGACUGAACAUGAUGGUCAUGAAAAGGUCGAGCUGAAGACGGAAAGAGCAGGAAAACAGAAACAGCUGGGGGCGACACUGAGUGAAAUUAGGAGGAGACUUGAACAGAAAGAGAAGAAACUGAAGGAGACGAGGAGGACAGUGGAGGAGAUGAAGCUUUCUGUGGAAAGAGUGAUGAGGGAACAUGAGAAGAGCUUCACUGAUCUGAUUCACUGCGUUGAGGAAACCCACAAGAAAUUAAAAGAGAAGAUCAAAGAACAAGAAAAGAGAGAAACGGAGAAAGCUGAAGGAGUCAUGAAGCAAAUAAAGAAGGAGAUCAAGGAGCUGAAGAGGAGAGAAGCUGAACUGAAGGACCUUUCAGAGACCAAGGACCAUCUCCACUUCCUGCAGACUUUCUCAUCUUGCUGUGUCUUUCCUGCUAAUAGAGACUCGAUAAGCUUCACUGUCAUGGCUGAUUUUUCUUCUGAGGGCCUGAGAAAGGAGCUGUCAGGUCUGAAAAAGAGCCUGGAGAAGAUCAGCCAGUGGGACAUCCUGGCAAGAACUCCAUCAGGUGUGGCAUCUGCUUUUUGGUGUUCAUUGUUAGAGUCUAUUAGGAGGACCAAAGUGACAAUCACAGGGACAACUGCUCGUCAGUUGCACCAAACUGGUUCUGAAGCAGGUGAGAACCUGGCCAGCAGAAGCCAUCUCCGCUCUUCAGGACUCAGCCCUAAUCUUAACAUUCUCCAUUCUUCUCGUUUCUUUGUAUUUUCUGGUCGUGAAGCUUCAAUCUUCACCCUACAACUUCCUGAACCUCGGAGCAGAGACAAGUUUUUACAAUACUUCUGUCCCCUCACACUGGACAUCAACACGGCACACAGAGACCUCCAUCUGUCUGAAGGGAACAAGAAGGUGACAUGGGAGGGGACACGGACUAGAUAUCCUGAUCAUUCUGACAGAUUUGAAUGCUGGGAACAAGUUCUGUGCAGAGAGGCUCUGACUGGGACUCGCUGUUACUGGGAGGUGGAGUGCAGUGGAGACCUCAUGAUGAUUGGAGUCACAUAUAAAGGACUGAGAAGGAAAAUAAAGGGCAAAGAUAGCCUCAUUGGAUGCAAUGACAAGUCCUGGUAUUUGAAGUGGUCUUAUUUCCAGUACUCUGUGCAUCACAAUGAGAAGUGGACUGAAUUCAGCGCCCCCUACAGCCCCAGAAUAGGUGUGUAUCUGGACUGGCCUGCUGGCUCUCUGUCAUUUUAUAGCGUCUCACACAGAAUGACCCUCCUGCACAGGUUCAACACCUCCUUCACUGAGCCCCUCUAUCCAGGGUUUAGGCUUGGUCCUGACUCCAGUGUAACAAUCAGCCAUCUGACACCAUGUGACAGACUACUGACCAGUACUCGCUACCGGUCACUUGAUGUCCCCACAAGCGCAGGUCCUCUUUGA